UCCCCCGGUCCCCGGUUCCCGGUGGCAGCAUGAGCAGCAGCAGGGCACCGGGGGAGACGGUGGCGACGGCGGCCUCUUCCUCCUCUUGCUCUCCGCGUCCUCCUCGUCGCCCUGCUGCUCCGGAUGCCCCCGCAGCCCGCUCCUCCUGCGCCAGGCGGGGCGCCGCUGCGCGCAGCUGAUGGCGACGGCGGCGGGCCGGCUGUGAACAGGGCGAUCGCGGGCAGGACUCGGCGGACUAGGCGGGCGGCAGCGGCGGCGGCGGCGGCGACCAUCCCUCGGCGGAGCCUUCGGAUGCGGGGAGACCCGUGCAGCCCGGAGCGAUGGGAGAGUGGACCAUUUUGGAAAGGCUGCUGGAGGCUGCGGUGCAACAGCAUUCCACCAUGAUAGGCAGGAUCCUGCUGACAGUGGUGGUGAUCUUCCGCAUCCUGAUUGUGGCCAUCGUGGGAGAGACGGUUUACGAGGACGAGCAGACGAUGUUCAUGUGCAACACCCUGCAGCCCGGGUGCAACCAGGCCUGCUACGACAAGGCCUUCCCCAUCUCGCACAUCCGCUACUGGGUGUUCCAGAUCAUCCUGGUCUGCACGCCCAGCCUCUGCUUCAUCACUUACUCGGUGCACCAGUCGGCCAAGCAGAGGGACCGACGGUACUCCUUCCUCUACCCGCUGCUGGAGAAGGACGGCAGGAAGGUGAAGAACGUUAACGGCAUCCUGGUGCAGAACCCGGACGGCUCCUCCAAGGAGGAACCCGACUGCCUGGAGGUGAAGGAGAUCCCCAGCGCCCCCAUGCGGCCCCCCAAGAGCUCCAAGGUCAAGCGACAGGAGGGCAUCUCCCGCUUCUACAUCAUCCAGGUGGUUUUCCGCAAUGCCUUGGAGAUUGGCUUCCUGGCAGGACAGUACUUCUUGUACGGCUUCAACGUGCCGGCCAUUUUUGAGUGCGACCGCUACCCGUGCGUCAAGGAGGUGGAGUGCUACGUGUCGCGGCCCACGGAGAAGACCGUCUUCCUCGUCUUCAUGUUCGCCGUGAGCGGGAUCUGCGUCCUCCUCAACCUGGCCGAGCUCAACCACCUCGGCUGGCGCAAGAUCAAGACCGCCAUCCGAGGGGUGCAGGCCAGGCGGAAAUCCAUCUGCGAGGUGCGAAAGAAGGACCUCUCCUCGCUGGCCCAAGUGCCUACGCUCGGACGGACGCAGUCGAGCGAGUCCGCCUACGUCUGAGCGCUCCCGAUCCUGUUUGGUUGGGGCGGGGAUCGGGGCCUCGGCGGGUCUGGCGUCGCCAACGCAAGCAAGGAGAAACGCCAUCUGCUGAGCUGACCACAAUACCUCCCAGGUUAACCAUGCAAUAUUCAGUGGGUGCUUUCACAAACAAAACACCCUCCUCGCUUUCAGAGGACGGGGCCUCAAGUUCGCUUUAAGGGCUGAUUAGGGAAACCCAGCCCCUCAGGAGCCAUGGGGCAGGAGCAAGGGGGAGGGAAAUGGAGGAAGAGGCUUGCUUCUCCUUCCUCCUCU
Messenger RNA from Lacerta agilis (Sand lizard), 1502 nucleotides. RefSeq names its product gap junction delta-2 protein-like. Lineage: Eukaryota; Metazoa; Chordata; Lepidosauria; Squamata; Lacertidae. Gene Ontology annotation, cellular component: connexin complex. The transcript has 3 exons. Gene Ontology annotation, biological process: cell communication. The record is from RefSeq and is a predicted model, not a curated record. The coding region runs from base 321 to 1211 and encodes 296 amino acids.